AUGAAUCUGGCAGCCAAGGCUCAGUUGGAUGGAGACUCCUUUGGUUGCUGAGGAAUGCAGUAUCUGCCAUUUUGCUUUUCAAGAUGAAGACUUGGACCAAUAUCAAGAGUGAACCACUAAAGCCUGACUGUCCUGGAGUUUACAAAGUCUGUAUUUAACAACAUAUUCAGCCACCUUCUCGCCUUGGUAGAUAGCUUGGAAAACUACUCGGAAAAAGAAAAAAAAACCUUAAUGCGUCCGUGUCUUCAUUGCCUUAAGUACACACUGCAUUUCCUGUGCAUGUUACCAAUAAUCUGAGAAAUAAUGUGCCUCCUCACUGUGUUCCUGCAUUGAUUCCACAGAGAGAGGAUGGUAUAAAAAUACACACACAAAGAGUACUUUUAACACGUAUUUCCCAUGCCCGGUUGAGAAACUGACUUGAAGCAUUUUUUUUUUCUUCUCAUAUUCGGGUCAUGAAAUAGAAUCUGCUGGACCAAUGGCAGUGGAGCUUUCCUCCAACUGUGAGUGUCCUAACUGUUUGGAAGGCACUCAGGGUGAGUCCGACUGGAAUUACUCUUCCGGAAAGAGGGGAGACGAGGCAUCUCGCGAUGCAUCACACUCCAGACCAAGGAAGAAAUCCACACUCUCCCCGGUCAUGAAACGUUUUCUUUCUCAGUGUUGCUCCAGCAGGCUGCAGAGCGACAACAAGGAAGAAUCCGGGUUUCUUCCUUCGGAGGAGGAAAGUUCUGCGGGCUUCUCUCAAAGACAAAAUCGCCGCGAGAAGUCCAGGAACACCAAACGGAGGGGCAAACCCUGGAGAGAGCUGACCAUCCGAGAGCUGCUGAGGAAGUUUGGGGAGGGUGGGAAGCUGCCACCGUACUCCAGGUCCUUGGGCCCCUUGGGAGACCACGUGGUUGUGAAGUUCAGGAGAGCUCUGUAUUAUUCUGGAAUCUGGGUAAAGCACGUCCAAGGCUCUGGAUUGGAAAAGCAGUUUUCAGCUGAUUACUUCAAGAGGAAUCCCAGCAGCCUCCACCGGCUGAUUCCCUGGCUGAAACGGGAACUCAUGGCCGUGUACGGAGACUACGGCUACACGGUAAAGAACAUUCUAGCUGCCAUUCUCCAGCACAUGACAAAAUUUAACUUGGACAGCGAGUCCUUCACUCACCUGCUGGAGCCUUAUCUCCUCCAGCACACUCACCACUUUCUGCAUGAGUUCAUCAGUUUCGUUCACUCAUCCUGCAACAUGGAGACCUACGACCGCAGGGCCAUCUAUCAGUGUCCGCUUUCAACGUGGAUGAAAAACAAGAGCACUGUUUCGGUUCCAGUGUUGGCUUUGCCUGGGGAUCUCUCCCUCGUGACACCCCAGCAAGGGACCAAGGAGUGCAAGAACGCCCAGGCUCAGGGGAAGAAGACUGGGCCGAGGCCUCACUCCGGCUUGAAACAAUUCCCACCUGGUAAUUAUGCCUCCCAAAACCCCCAAACAACCCAUCAGAAAACAGCAAACAAAUUCCACGGUUGUGCCGAGGACAAAGGGGGAUUAGAUGAUUUUAAGGACGUGGUGUGUACUACCAACUUGUUACUGGAUUGGGAUAAUCUCAAGGAAAGCAGUCCAGACACAGAGCAUUAUGAAAACGCUGGUCAAAAGAAAAGGAUAGAAGGCACGAACCCUCUCUGCAGCGGCGUCCAGGGUCUGCAGAAGAGCCGAUCACGUUCCCACAUCCGUAGAGCAUCCGCGGAUUCUAAUCAGGUACCACCAAGAAAGUUCGAUUUAAGGGAAACAAAUGUUUUCAGUCCUGGUCCUGGGCAACAGGUACAUUAUCAGAACAAAGGAAUAGAAAAAAAGAAGCUUGAAGAAUCUCCACCAAAGGCUUUUCAGAUAUUGCCUGGAGAAGGGGCUUUGAUAAACUGCAAAUCCAGAGGAACUGAUCAUUCUAGCAAUUGUGUCUCCGGAAAUGUCCCCGUUUCUACUAGAAAUGAUAAAAUGCUGGCUUCUUUUAGAAAAAAGAAGGCAUGCAGCCUGUCUUCCCAAUGUGUAGAAGUUGGUUCACACCACAGUAUAAGAAUCCAAACACGAUCCAGUUCCAGGACACCCAGAUCCAAACCAUGGUGUGUCGGAUUCAAAACGCAGUCCAUAUGCAACGAUCAGGGCAAUGUGGCUCUGAAGGGAAGUCACAGAAGCAAACGCUUCACCCAAAAGAUAUGCAGUAGGCCAUCAAAAGGAAGUGUGUGCAGCUGUGUGUCAGCCUGCAGGAUGGCAUCCUUUACCCUAGCCCACCAUGGCAAAGUUUGUUUAACGGCUGGGAGGAGACACAGCUGUGCUUCCAAAGGUAACUGUGACUCUCAGACUGGAAGAGAGUGUGACAGUCUCACAUGCCUACAAAUGGAGAAAUAUCAGUCCCCAAGGGAGCAACAGAAGAAGGGAAAGAACUUAGUCAGUAGGGCUAAGAGAAUCGGGACACUUGGGCCCCUAAAACCCAAAUGCCAGUGUGAGUGUAUUUAAACCACAGCAGAGUUCUGUGUUGAGUUGGGGGAUCUCAAUGAUAAAAGACCAAUGGACCAUCAUUCUGAAUGUGAGACUUGCUGCAGAAAGUUUGUUUACAAAAAAAAAAAAAGAAUUCAAGACAUCAAGCCAAGAAGGAAUCAGAAAUAGGUGGCGUCAGAAG
Mesocricetus auratus (golden hamster) is the source of this 2642-nucleotide messenger RNA. RefSeq lists its product as uncharacterized. The transcript has 3 exons. Lineage: Eukaryota; Metazoa; Chordata; Mammalia; Rodentia; Cricetidae. The coding region runs from base 476 to 2479 and encodes 667 amino acids. Gene Ontology annotation, molecular function: ubiquitin protein ligase activity. Gene Ontology annotation, biological process: protein monoubiquitination; protein polyubiquitination. The record is from RefSeq and is a predicted model, not a curated record.